GGACUCGCACCCUUUCUCGCGAGACUGAGACCAGGAAGACGCCUGCAGAGCCCCGCUGCUGGUGCAGCAGUGGCUGAGGUAGCGGGUGCUACUGCAUCCGGACCUUCUGCCUCCGAGCCUACUCUGGUCUCCGGGUGGGGAGGUGGGACGUGGCCAGGCCAGGAUUGUGGAGGUGCGCAGCGCCCGCUGAGGCUUAGGGGGAAUCCAGGCUGCGGCCUGUCAAAGCCAGUUAGGGAGGCGCCCACAGUCCUGACAGGAUAAGAUGGCGGCAAUGGCGCCUGGAGGUAGUGGCAGUGGUGGCGGCGGUGUGAAUCCAUUCCUCAGCGAUUCGGACGAGGACGACGACGAGGUAGCGGCGACCGAGGAGCGGCGGGCAGGACUUCGGCUGGGUUCCGGGAGCGGCCUAGAUCCCGGCUCUGCGGACUCGCUAUCGCCCCAAGAUCCCGUGGCCUUAGGGAGCAGUGCGCGGCCAGGGCUCCCUGGGGAGGUGUCGGCGGCUGCGGUGGCAUUGGGGGGCUGCGGGGAGACCCCUGCCCGACUGUCAAUUGAUGCGAUCGCGGCUCAGCUGUUGCGCGAUCAGUACUUGCUGACCGCCCUGGAGCUGCACACCGAGCUGUUAGAGAGCGGCCGCGAACUGCCUCGGCUGCGCGACUACUUCUCCAAUCCAGGCAACUUCGAAAGGCAGAGUGGGACCCCGCCGGGCAUGGGGGCGCCGGGGAUCCCUGGAGCAGCCGGCGUUGGAGGCGGAGGAGGUCGGGAACCGAGUACGACGUCUGGCGGGGGACAGCUCAAUCGAGCUGGAAGCAUCAGUACUCUUGAUUCUUUAGACUUUGCAAGAUACUCAGAUGACGGUAACAGGGAGACAGAUGAGAGAGUGGCAGUCCUGGAGUUUGAACUACGGAAAGCCAAGGAGACCAUUCAGGCCCUCCGAGCCAACCUGACAAAGGCUGCAGAACACGAAGUUCCUUUACAGGAACGAAAAAAUUACAAAUCCAGUCCUGAAAUUCAGGAACCGAUCAAACCUCUUGAAAAGAGAGCUCUAAACUUCUUAGUCAAUGAAUUUUUAUUGAAGAAUAACUACAAGCUUACAUCAAUAACCUUUUCAGAUGAAAAUGAUGAUCAGGAUUUUGAACUCUGGGAUGAUGUAGGAUUAAACAUUCCAAAACCUCCAGACUUAUUGCAACUCUACCGAGAUUUUGGAAAUCAUCAAGUCACUGGUAAAGAUCUUGUGGAUGUGGCCAGUGGUGUAGAAGAAGAUGAAUUAGAGGCUCUUACACCAGUUUUAGGCAGCCUUCCUACAGGCCUUGAAACUCCUCAGACUGUAGAGAACUCCUUGCUAGUACAGAAAUUAGAAGAUAAAAUUAGUUUAUUAAAUAGUGAGAAAUGGUCUUUGAUGGAGCAAAUCAGAAGACUUGAAAGUGAAAUGGAUUUCCUCAAAAAUGAACACUUUGCUAUCCCAGUAGUUUGUGACUCUGUUCAGCCUUCUUUGGAUCAUAAAGACUCUGAAGACAGUGGACAGAAUCCAGUUAUAAGUAGCUCAGACAAGCAAAAAGACAAAGAUAUCCAUCUUUCAAAGUCAGGUGAAGUUGAUUCCGCUAUUCCUAAGGAGAAUUUCCCAAAUUCUGUCCCCAGGAGAGAAAAAGAAGAAAUGCCAUCUUCAUCUCCAUCAAGUAAAAACACAGUCCAUUUUGAUAAACCUAAUAGGAAAUUGUCUCCUGCUUUCCACCAAGCUCUACUCUCUUUUUGUCGAAUGUCAGCAGAUAGUCGUUUAGGAUCAGAGGUGUCUCGGAUUGCAGACAGUGAGAAGAGUGUUAUGUUAAUGCUGGGGCGCUGCCUGCCACACAUUGUUCCUAAUGUGCUGUUGGCAAAGAGAGAGGAGUUGAUCCCCCUCAUAUUGUGCACCGCAUGCCUGCAUCCUGAGCCUAAAGAAAGAGACCAGCUUCUCCACAUACUUUUCAAUUUGAUCAAGAGGCCAGAUGAUGAGCAAAGGCAGAUGAUCCUGACGGGUUGUGUGGCGUUUGCACGUCAUGUUGGACCGACACGCGUAGAGGCUGAACUUUUACCACAGUGUUGGGAACAGAUUAACCACAAAUACCCAGAAAGACGACUGCUCGUGGCAGAAUCCUGUGGAGCAUUGGCACCUUACCUUCCUAAAGAAAUACGUAGCUCCUUGGUUCUCUCAAUGUUGCAACAAAUGUUAAUGGAAGAUAAGGCAGAUUUAGUAAGAGAAGCUGUGAUCAAAAGCCUCGGUAUCAUUAUGGGAUACAUUGAUGAUCCAGACAAAUAUCAACAGGGUUUUGAAUUGUUGCUGUCAGCCUUGGGUGAUCCCUCAGAAAGAGUAGUUAGUGCAACACAUCAAGUAUUUUUACCGGCUUAUGCUGCCUGGACUACAGAACUUGGAAAUUUACAGUCUCAUCUUAUACCUACAUUGCUGAACAAGAUAGAAAAACUUCUCAGGGAAGGAGAGCACGGGCUGGAUGAACAUAAGCUCCACAUGUAUCUUUCUGCUUUGCAGUCCUUGAUCCCAUCUCUCUUUGCAUUAGUGCUACAGAAUGCACCUUUCUCCAGCAAAGCCAAGCUUCAUGGUGAAGUGCCACAGAUAGAAGUGACUAGGUUCCCUCGGCCUAUGUCGCCUCUUCAAGAUGUAUCUACAAUAAUCGGAAGUCGUGAGCAAUUGGCAGUGCUACUACAACUUUAUGAUUACCAGCUGGAACAUGAGGGGACAACAGGCUGGGAGACUUUACUAUGGGUUGUCAAUCAGUUGUUGCCACAACUUAUAGAAAUAGUUGGCAAAAUUAAUGUUACUUCAACUGCCUGUGUCCAUGAAUUCUCCAGAUUUUUCUGGCGCCUUUGCCGGACAUUUGGCAAAAUUUUUACAAACACUAAGGUAAAACCUCAGUUCCAGGAGAUUUUAAGACUGUCUGAAGAAAACAUUGAUUCCUCGGCAGGAAAUGGGGUCCUCACUAAAGCUACUGUCCCCAUUUAUGCAACAGGAGUCCUUACAUGUUAUAUUCAGGAAGAAGACCGAAAACUGUUAGUUGGAUUCUUAGAAGAUGUAAUGACCCUGCUUUCAUUAUCUCAUGCUCCUCUUGAUAGCCUGAAGGCUUCUUUUGUGGAACUGGGUGCAAAUCCAGCCUACCAUGAGUUACUGUUAACUGUUCUAUGGUAUGGUGUUGUCCAUACGUCAGCACUUGUGAGAUGUACUGCUGCUAGAAUGUUCGAGCUGUUGGUGAAGGGGGUGAAUGAAACUCUGGUAGCUCAGAGGGUUGUUCCUGCUCUCAUUACUCUCUCCAGUGACCCUGAAAUCUCUGUCAGAAUUGCCACAAUUCCGGCUUUUGGCACUAUUAUGGAAACCGUUAUUCAGAGAGAGUUGCUGGAAAGGGUGAAAAUGCAGUUGGCUUCUUUUCUGGAAGAUCCUCAGUACCAAGACCAGUAUUCUUUGCAUACAGAGAUCAUAAAAACAUUUGGUAGAGUUGGGCCUAAUGCAGAACCGAGGUUCCGAGAUGAGUUUGUUAUACCACACUUGCAUAAGUUAGCCUUGGUGAACAAUUUACAAAUUGUGGAUUCUAAAAGACUGGAUAUUGCUACCCAUCUUUUUGAAGCCUACAGCGCACUUUCAUGUUGUUUCAUUUCAGAGGAUUUAAUGGUUAAUCACUUUUUACCUGGCCUCAGAUGUUUACGGACUGACAUGGAACAUCUUUCUCCAGAGCAUGAGGUCAUUUUAAGUUCCAUGAUAAAAGAGUGUGAACAAAAAGUAGAGAACAAGACCGUCCAAGAGCCUCAAGGACUCAGCCCCAUGAGAGAGAAUGUUGUCUAUCCUUUUCAACCAAUAUGUCUCCGGUAUUUGAAGAAUGCCUGGUGUAUGAUAAGUACUCAACAUUAACUGAAUGGAUUAAUGAAUUGUGAGCUUGAUACCAAUUCCAUGCAAGUUUGCCAAUUAGAUUAAAAGGAUGAGACCCCCAGAACAGGAUGAAUUUACUGAGCCUACAUGCCAAACUAACCUACAGUCCUUUUCAUAGAGCUAUUAUAUGUUGUGGAUCAGGAGGAUUGAGUAGUCUUGUGCAUAUUUUGACCUCAGCAAAAUAUUUGACUUUGUUCCUCAUAAUGUCCUUAUUUAUAUCCAAGGUAGAAUAUAUGGAAUAAAUAAAAGUGCAAAAAAGAAUUGUGCCAUGUGUGUAUGGUCUAAAAAGUUCUGCAGAGUUUAUAUUCGUAUCUGGCUCUCUGCGCAGCACCUCUUCCCAACAAACCUCACCAAGUCUUCCAAGUGAUCUGUCAGUGUAGAGAAGCCAUCCCUUUUUAAAGAUUGUAAAGUCAUUCACCAUUCAGCAUACAUCUGUGGAGGACCUGUUUUGUGCUAAGCAUGAACGAGACUGACAAGACAGCUUAACAGCCGGACAAGGAAACAAACAGGUUGAGAAAGUAGGGCUGAGGAAGACAUACGUUAGUUAGGGGGGAUUAUCUUUAUGGUUUGCUUUGAAGACAUCUGUGAGGUAACAUUUUACCUGAAAACCAGGAAGAAUAGGCUUUGAACAUGUUUUCACAUAAAGAAAAAAGAGCAGUAUGUGCACAGGCAAUGAGAUGAGAAACAGUGUUGUAUUCAAGGAAUUGGGGGAAAAAAUGACCAAUAUGGUUGAGACAACUAUCAAAAGAUGAAGUUGGAGAUGGAUAUAGCCAGAUCAUAGAGAGCUUUGUACACUAUGAUUAAAAGUUAGAAAGCGGAGCCUUUGAAUAGUUGAAAAGUAAUUGAAUAGUAGAAUGGCUUAAUCCAGUUUAUAUUGAAUAUACUUGUGCUUUGUAAGAUGCUUUUGAAAAGGAGAUGAGUAGAGGCUGAAGGCAGAAGCUAUUGAAAUGCAGUAGCCUAAGCAAGAGAGGAUGGCAGCCUGAGCGAAAAUGGAGGGAAAGCAUCAGAUCUCCAACAUAGUUGGAAGCAGAACUGGCCUGACAGUUUGAAUGUGACGAGGGAAGGAAAGGGGUAAACCCAACAUGUUGCUGAGAUUUCUGACCGCAGUAACAGAAUAAAAUAAUGGGUGAUGACAAUAGUGAGGAAGUAAAGAACAAGUUUGGGGGGUUAAUCUACAUUUUUGUUCUAGAUAGGUUAAAUUAAAGAUACCUGAGCACUACCUAUGGAAAUGAUAAGGAAGAAGUUAGUUAUCUAAUGAACUAUUGGGACUUCAUCAAAAUAAAAAGCUUUUGCACCGCAAAGGAAACA
This is a messenger RNA of Mustela erminea (ermine), 5209 nucleotides long. It is a transcript of the gene RELCH, whose product is annotated as RAB11 binding and LisH domain, coiled-coil and HEAT repeat containing. The transcript is spliced from 29 exons. Gene Ontology annotation, molecular function: protein binding. Gene Ontology annotation, biological process: intracellular cholesterol transport. The record is from RefSeq and is a predicted model, not a curated record. Gene Ontology annotation, cellular component: trans-Golgi network; recycling endosome. NCBI's taxonomy places the organism in Eukaryota, Metazoa, Chordata, Mammalia, Carnivora, Mustelidae. The coding region runs from base 263 to 3883 and encodes 1206 amino acids.